GUUGAUUGUAUCUUGCUUCGAAUAGCUUUAAUAUCUGCGCGAACAGCGGGCGAGGGGUGGAUAAACCCUUUCAAGGCAGGAAACGCGCGGAAAUUUUGGUCGGUACUUAGUCUCCAGGUUUGCUCAAAACCCGGAAGUGCUGGCUUCGCGCUGAAGGUGGACCUCCCACUGCGGUUGCAGGGCGUCUCAAGGCCGCGCAGCAGGAGCAGAAGUACACACCUCGCAGCACACACCUGGACUCUGUCGGCAAUCAAACCCGUCCUCGCAUGGCCGGAGAAGUUAGCACGACAGCCAAGCUUUGUUGCCCCCUUCCGUGCACAGCGUAGCUUCAACCCUGCUCUCGGGUAGCGCACAUUGGGUCCUCGGCAGGCCAGAAGCUGACCGCCAGCGCUCGUCCGGCACUGACACGGGACUCCUAUUUGGAGUCAUCGGCGGUGGCUAGAGCAUUCAGUGCUGUGGUGACUGUGGUCGUACGGCCGCCUCGGUCCCAACACAAGUGGGCAUAGACAUACACCUGCCUUCAAGCCGCAGUCGGUGGCCAUCGACCAACUUUGUUUUGGUGAAGGGCGUGCUUGCCGCGGUGGUGGUGGCGGUGGUGUGGACUGCGGAAGGGCCACCACGUGCUGUGGGCGGCGCGACUGAAAGUCUCAGUGGCUGGGCGCCGCGCGAUAAGCAAACAUGAUACUAAUAACCUUUGAGGAAUCCAUCGGCUACCUCGGCGUCUAUGUGUUCCUCAUGGCGGUGGCAGGCAGCCUCAUCGUCGGGCUGUACUACCUGGCGGACCUGGUGGAGGCAAACCUCAAGACCACCAAGAAGGUGGUUGUGUACACAGCCCAGGGGCUGCUGGCGGUGCUGGGGCUGCUGUGGGUGCUGGAGGGAGUGGAUGUGUGGACCAUGGUGCCGACCAUUGCGGCGCCACUGGGCUACUGGCGUGUAGUGCACCGCACCUACCCUUUCAUCUCGCCCAGUGACCCCGUGCUGCUGCUGUCAGCUGGCAUGACGCUGUGGGCGCACGGCAUGUGGAUGAAAUAUCACAUGAGCACGUUUCACCACAUCUCUGUAGUGCUUGGGUUCUUUCUAGUUGUUGUGUGGCUUGUUCCCUUCAUGAUCCUCAUCUCCCUAGCCGCAAACGACAAUGUCCUGCCGGGCGUGGCAUCUGGCAUGCCCACGGCUCUGUACCAGUCAUCGGGCAGCGGGAGCGGUGGGGAGGGUGGCGCGGGGAGAGGGUCAGAGCGGCGGGGCAAGGGCACGCGCACGCUUCUGGCUAGCUUGUUCGAUGGCUUUCGGGGGCAGGGGGCGCCGGGCCGGCCAAAGGAUCGGAGCUAUUGAAUUGGGAGGCGGAGUAGGGAACGGGGUGCAGUAGCUGGGCAAGGGAGCAGGGGGGGAUGUGUAACGCAGCAUCCAAACGCUGUCAGGACGAGUGUUGGGGAGGAUCGCACUGUUCGGCUUGUUGUCGCCGAGGGUUGCCAAAUCCAGUUGCAGGGGCACCCCUGUCCAGUUGCGUACGCAAUCAUGUCUAGCGAGAUGGAUCCCCAUAAUUGCUCAUAAGGAUAAGGACUCCGUCACGUCUAGGUACCAGCGGUUGGGGCAGUAUUUCUGUGUGACAUGUACGGGCGCAAGGCUCCUGGCAGGCUGGGAGAGGUCAGGGCAGAACUCAGCCCGUACUAGCCUGCCUCAGCCCAUAUGCGACGUUAUUGACUUGACGUAUGGGAAAGGCCAAACAGCACACCAACCGCAAGGGUAGCAAGGUAGUAACGUCCGCAGCCGCGGCCCCAAACCCCGGCGUCCAAGAUUCAGCCCUCACGAGUCGGUGGCGGGGUGGAAACUGCGAACUCGGGAAGCGUGGCGGCGGGGUGUAACUGCUUAAGGUCCACGGCAAGCCCGCAACGUGUUGUAGCGUUUCACAGCCCCGACAUCCAGGGCCACCAGCUGCUGGUCAAUUGUGAUCAGUGUCAUUGUUAAGUUUCUGUGCCUC
Messenger RNA from Chlamydomonas reinhardtii, 1975 nucleotides. RefSeq lists its product as uncharacterized. The record is from RefSeq and is a predicted model, not a curated record. Gene Ontology annotation, cellular component: Golgi membrane; endoplasmic reticulum membrane; COPII-coated ER to Golgi transport vesicle. Gene Ontology annotation, molecular function: COPII receptor activity. The coding region runs from base 679 to 1329 and encodes 216 amino acids. The transcript has 8 exons. Gene Ontology annotation, biological process: endoplasmic reticulum to Golgi vesicle-mediated transport. Lineage: Eukaryota; Viridiplantae; Chlorophyta; Chlorophyceae; Chlamydomonadales; Chlamydomonadaceae.